Olea europaea var. sylvestris is the source of this 490-nucleotide messenger RNA. RefSeq lists its product as uncharacterized. The record is from RefSeq and is a predicted model, not a curated record. The transcript has a single exon. Bases 109 to 390 code for a protein of 93 amino acids. Lineage: Eukaryota; Viridiplantae; Streptophyta; Magnoliopsida; Lamiales; Oleaceae.
CCUAUAAACAAAUCUCCCUCCCUCUCUCUCUCAACCUCCCUCCCUCUCUCUCUCAAAUAACAGCCUAUAAACAAAUCUCUCUCUCUCUCUCUCUAGACGCUUACAUCAAUGGCAUCAAACAGUUCAUAUGAAACGUCAUGGGCUGAUCAAUGGGAUCCAGAGCCCAUGUACAAUUACGACAGCAACACCAAAACUGGUGGUUCUUCCAAAUAUUCCAGCAAGGUCGGCGACAAGUUUGAUAAAUCAAAGGCGGUGGCUAUCACUGGCAUGAAGAAAAUGAAGACUGGCGGUUCGGCGGCCAUCACCGGCAUGAGGAAAGUGAAGACCGGCGCCACCACUGGUUUUCACUGGAUCAAAGAAAAGUAUCAAAAGAGAACACAAAAGCAUUAGGAAAUGUUAAUGGAAGAAAAGUUUGUUACAAGCGCAUAGUAUAGUAUAGUUUACCUUGUUAUAUAUAUAUCAUUUUUAUGUUAAUUUGUAUUAAAAUUUA